Molecule: messenger RNA, 1467 nt
Organism: Hyaloperonospora brassicae
Lineage: Eukaryota; Oomycota; Peronosporomycetes; Peronosporales; Peronosporaceae
Source: the annotation of a GenBank genome assembly
AUGGUGAGCAAGAAGGUUUUGCUCACUGGAGUCGUGGUGGUGCUUGCAAUCAUCGGCGUCAUUGUCGGUGUUCUAGUAACUCGCCAAGCCAGUAGUUCAUCAUCGACAAAGUCGUCGGAUGCUGUAAGUUCUGCGGGCUCGACUACUGGCGCUGGCGAAAUCAGCUCGUCCGAUCCGAGUUCUUCCAGUGCUGGCGCAGUCUCCAAGAAGAAAAAGGGGAAGACAAUGACUUCGGGCUCUGGUUCCGGUAGCACUUCCAUCACGUCGGACCCGACAGCCGCCAAGUACACGGUCUCGGCAUUCGCUAUCGGUGACUGGGGCACGACCGUCUCGCAAGACUCGUGUUGCACGCGUUCGUCGACUUUCAGUGACUACGAUGUCAAUGCUGAGGAUGUUGUAGCCAGUAUCAUGGACCAGCAAGCGACUGCUGCGUCCACACCACCAAAGUGCAUCAUCAGCCACGGCGACAAUUUCUACUGGACGGGCAUUGACAGCGAAGGAAGUCGCGACUCGCGCUUCACGACUACGUUUGAGCGCAAGUAUGACGGAUCCAACAUCAAGAACGUCCCGUGGGUCAAUGUGCUUGGGAACCACGACUACGGUGGCGCGAGUUACAUCUGCUCAGACGACAAGGGCCUGGCCAAGUGUUCGAGUGCGUCGGAGCUGGUCAAGGCGCUCGCAAAUAAGUUUGCGUUGCAAGCAGACUACACGAGCCCGAACGACAACCGCUGGAUCUUGCAAGACCACUUUUACGUGUACUCGAUCGGAGACAAAGCGUCGGGUGUCAGCAUCGACAUUUUCAACGUCGACGCAGGCGAUGCCAGCACCCACGGUGCCCAGCAAACGUGCUGCCAGUGCUACGGCUACGCUGAAGGCAAUGACAAGAAGUGCAAAAACGUUGCCAGGGGCGACAAGUUGUGUGCAGGCGGUGACACUGAGAUGUUUGACGCGUGUUUCGACAAGUUCACCGAGUGGAGCGACGACUCGCGCAAGAAACUUGCCAAGGAAGUGGCUGCGUCCACGGCGACGUGGAAAGUCGUCAAUAGUCACUACUCGCCGUACGCUCACUAUGACGAAACCGGCAUGAAAAAGUGGUUUGACAUCCUACGCGACUCGGGCGUCCAGCUCUGGAUGAACGGCCACACACACGGUGAGAACCACGACUACUCGUCGUCGCUCAAGGUCCACUUCGUGGACAAUGGUGCAGGUGGCGGCAUCCAAAAGGAAUCGGCGAGCGGGAUCCCUGAAUUUGUGAAAGGCUCUGUGGAGCCUUUGUGGGUAUAUGGAGGUCACGAGUAUGGGUUCAUGUCGGUAGAAGCUUCGGAAGAGUGGCUGAAGCUACAGUACCACACGGCCGAUGACUCGUGGACGUUUGCUGAGGACUUCAAGUCGACGACGGUCGGCGGUGUGGCUACAAAGCAUUGCUGGUACAUUCCACUGGACGGUGGCAGUGGCAUGGAGUGCUGA